AAGGCUUUUAGGGCCGCACGACUUGAAACCAACACUGGCCGCUCUCCAGCCAUGGCUGCUGCUCUGAAAGUUCCUCUCUCAAUCAUAAGGCAACCUUUCGCACUUCGAUCUUGCGCAACAGUAAGAACCAUCACUGGUCUGUCCGCCUUUACCCUCCAAGCACCAUCUUUGUAUUUACUGCGACAAAGAUAUGCACGUCAUUACUCCGCCUCACUUAAUGAAGAAGCAUCAGCCAGACUAGCAGACGACAGUGCAGAAAGUGUAGCUCCGACUAUAUUUGACAAGAUUAUAUCGAAGGAAAUCCCGUCAUCCAUUGUUUAUGAAGACGACAGGGUGUUGGCUUUCCGAGAUAUUGAUCCUCAAGCUCCUGUUCAUGUUCUUGUUAUCCCGAAGAUCCGAGAUGGACUAACCCAACUUGGAAAGGCUGAGAUAAGACAUGCAGAGAUCUUGGGUCACCUUCUCUAUGCUGCGAAGGUAGUGGCUGCGAAGGAAGGCAUAGAGGAUGGUUUCCGAGUUGUUAUUAAUAAUGGUCCUAGUGCAUGUCAGUCUGUAUAUCAUCUUCAUCUGCAUGUGCUCGGUGGGCGACAGAUGAACUGGCCUCCUGGUUAAAUGAGAGAAUGCUGCUUCAUUGUUAAACAAUUUCCUUCUGCUUUCUUCACCCUCUUUAUCCCUCUCUAUCUUGUUAGUGUAGGAGAAGGGCCAUAGUUUUCUUAAGUUUCGGCCGUUACAUAUGAAAGACAACAUAUUCCUAUGCAAUAUUAACAUUAACAA
Phalaenopsis equestris is the source of this 771-nucleotide messenger RNA. RefSeq names its product 14 kDa zinc-binding protein-like. Gene Ontology annotation, molecular function: adenylylsulfatase activity. The transcript has 6 exons. Gene Ontology annotation, biological process: purine ribonucleotide metabolic process; sulfur compound metabolic process. Gene Ontology annotation, cellular component: cytoplasm. The record is from RefSeq and is a predicted model, not a curated record. The coding region runs from base 52 to 609 and encodes 185 amino acids. NCBI's taxonomy places the organism in Eukaryota, Viridiplantae, Streptophyta, Magnoliopsida, Asparagales, Orchidaceae.